This is a messenger RNA of Bombina bombina (fire-bellied toad), 5853 nucleotides long. RefSeq names its product zinc finger protein 721-like. The transcript is spliced from 4 exons. Gene Ontology annotation, biological process: regulation of transcription by RNA polymerase II. Gene Ontology annotation, molecular function: DNA-binding transcription factor activity, RNA polymerase II-specific; RNA polymerase II cis-regulatory region sequence-specific DNA binding. Lineage: Eukaryota; Metazoa; Chordata; Amphibia; Anura; Bombinatoridae. The coding region runs from base 236 to 3106 and encodes 956 amino acids. The record is from RefSeq and is a predicted model, not a curated record.
AAAAUUUUUCAUCAUUUAAAUAGAACAGAUAAUUUUCAACAACUUUCCAACUGACUUCUAUUAUAUUUUCUUCAUUCUCUAGGUAUCCUUUAUUGAAGCAACUGCAAUGCACUACUGGGAGCUAGCUGAGCACAUAAGACACGGCCAGAGCACUGAGAGAUAUCGGGUAUUGAUGUAACUGGAGUGAAUAACGGAACCUUCUUCCUGAGCACAGACAUUAGAGCCUGUUAUCAGCAUGAACUCAUAUGUGUUAGACAAACACGUCAAUAGUUCAUAUCCAUCCUUCACUACAGGAAGCAUCAGAAUGAUACCGCAAACUCCAAAAGUCUUGGACACCAAUGACUAUUCACAAACAUUGGGGAAAUCACAGCAGAUAUUUAAAGAAGAUUGUGAAUUGGCAGGAACUGGGCAGCAAUCAUUAUGUACAGAAAGUCAUUUAGUCAUCAAACAAGAGGACAACAUUUAUACCUUAUCUAGUGAAAUGAUUAUCCCAGAGGAUAAACCACACACAUUUACUGAGUUUUCAAAACAUAAUAAAGAAGGGAAAAGUCUACAGUCUAACAAAAUGAUUCAUACAAAGGAGAAACCUUUCAAAUCUACAGAAUGUGGGAAAAGCUUUAGAUGGAAGCCUCAUCUACUAGAGCACUACAAAAUUCACACAGGUGUGAAACCACACAAAUGUACUGAGUGCGGCAAAUGUUUUACACGAAUGAAUCAUCUGAAAACUCAUAAAAAGAUUCACACAGGAGAAAAGCCAUUCACAUGUACAGAGUGUGGGAAAUGUUUUAUAGAAAAGAGUCAUUUGAAAACUCAUAAAAGGAUUCACGCAGGGGAGAAGCCGUUCACAUGUACAUACUGUGGAAAAGGAUUUACAAUAAAGUGUAAUCUGAAAACUCAUGAAAGGAUUCACACAAGAGAAAAGCCUUUCACAUGUACAGAGUGUGGAAAAAGUUUUACACGAAUGGAUAGUCUGAAAACUCAUGAAAAGAUUCACACAGGGAAAAAGCCUUUCACAUGUACAGAGUGUGGAAAAAGUUUUACACAAAUGCAUUGUCUGAAAACUCAUGAAAUGAUUCACACAGGAGAAAAGCCUUUCACAUGUACAGAUUGUGGAAAAAGUUUUACACGAAUGGAUUGUCUGAAAAUUCAUGAAAGGAUUCACACAGGAAAAAAGCCUUUCCCAUGUACAGAGUGUGGAAAAAGUUUUACACUAAAGAGUAAUCUGAAAAAUCAUGAAAGGAUUCACACAGGAGAAAAGUUGUUCACAUGUACAGAGUGUGGAAAAAGUUUUACACAAAUGAGUAAUUUGAAAAUUCAUGAAAGGAUACACACAGGGGAAAAGCCUUUCACAUGUACAGAGUGUGGAAAAGGUUUUACACGAAUGUAUCAUCUGAAAACUCAUGAAACGAUUCACACAGGAGAAAAAUCUUUCACUUGUACAGAGUGUGGAAAAAGUUUUACACUAAAGAGUAGUCUGAAAACUCAUGAAAGGAUUCACACAGGGGAAAAGCUGUUCACAUGUACAGAGUGUGGAAAAAGUUUUACACAAUUGAAUUGUCUGAAAUAUCAUGAAAUGAGUCACACAGGAGAAAAGCCUUUCACAUGUAAAGAGUGUGGAAAAAGUUUUAAACAAAUGAGUAGUCUGAAAUAUCAUGAAAGAAUUCACUUAAGAGAAAAGCCUUUCACAUGUACAGAGUGUGUAAAAGGAUUUACAAAUAAAAGAGAUCUAAAAACUCAUGAAAGGAUUCACACAGGAGAAAAGCCAUUCACAUGUACAGAGUGUGGAAAAAGCUUUACACAAAUGAGUCAUCUGAAAUAUCAUGAAAUGAAUCACAUAGGAGAAAAGCCUUUCACAUGUACAGAGUGUGGAAAAAGUUUUAAACAAAAAAGUGAUCUGAAAAAGCAUGAACGAAUUCACACAGGGGAAAAGCCUUUCACAUGUACAGAGUGUGAAAAAAGUUUUACACAAAUGGAUCAUCUGAAAACUCAUGAAAUGAUUCACACAGGGGAAAAUCCUUUCACAUGUACAGAGUGUGGAAAAAGUUUUAAACAAAAGUUUAAUCUGAAAAAGCAUGAAAGGAUUCACAAGGGAAGAAACCUUUUAUGUGCAGAGAGUAAUUUAAUCAUCAAACAAAAGGACAACAUUUAUGCCUUAUCUAGUGAAAUGAAUUUCCCAGAAGAUAAACCACAAACAUUUACUGACUUUUCAAAACAUUUUAAAGAAGGGAAAAGUCUAAAGUCUAGUCAAAUAAUUCAUACAAAUAAGAAACCAUUCAAAUGUAUAGAAUUUGAGAAAGGCUUCACAUGUAAUUUGCAUCUCCUUGAACACCACACAGUUUACACAGUUGUGAAACCUCACACGUGUACACAAUGUGGGAGAUGUUUCACAACUAAAGGAAACCUUAAGUAUCACAAAAAGAUCCACACAGGGGAGAAACCUUUCACAUGUAAUGAAUGUGGUAGAUGUUUCACAUCAAAGGGAACUCUCAUAUCUCAUAAAAAGACCCACACAGGGGAGAAACCUUUCACAUGUAAUGAGUGUGGAAAAAGUUUUGCACAAAAAAGUAAUUUGAAAAUUCAUGAAAGGAGUCACACAGGAGAAAAGACUUUCACAUGUACAGAGUGUGGAAAAAGUUUUACACAAAUAAGUCAACUGAAACGUCAUGAAAGGAUUCACACAGGAGAAAAACCUUUCACAUGUACAGAGUGUGGAAAAGGAUUUACAUAUAAGAAUAAUCUGAAAACUCAUGAAAGGAGUCACACAGGAGAAAACCCUUUCACAUGUACAGAGUGUGGAAAAAGUUUUACACGAAUAGAUUGUCUGAAAACUCAUGAAAGGAUUCACACAGGAGAAAAGCCUUACACAUGUACAGAGUGUGGAAAAAGGUUUACACAAAAAGAUCAUCUGAAAAAGCAUGAAAGGAGUCACACAGGGGAAAAGUCUUUCACAUGUACAGAGUGUGAGAAAUGUUUUACAGAAAAGAGUGAUCUGAGAAAACAUGAAAGGAUUCACACAGGAGAAAAGCCUUUCACGUGUACAGAGUGUGGAAAAAGUUUUACACAAAUGAGUAAUCUGAAACGUCAUGAAAGGAUUCACACAAGAUAAAAACCUUUUACUUGUUUCAAAAGUUGAAAAAGGUAUCCGAUGCCAGUCAGGUAUCACAACACCACCAAACAUUUACACAUAAAAUAAACUUUAUAUGCACAGUGUGGAAACCUUUUAAAAAUGAUCCUAAAGAGGGCAAACUCUCUAAAUAGAAGUGUCAAAAAAGAUCCUAUUGUAAAUCCCAGCUACCAAAUCUCCAUACUGGAAGUGCUCUCCUGCUGUCCUUUGUUUCUCUAUAUAUGUGCACUUCAGUUUCUCUCAUAUAAAUGUGAUAGAAUCCAAACACCACACAGGAAUUUACAAAUCUGCCCUCAUACUGACCAGUGUACACAACCAUUCACCACCAAAGCACCCCCACUGUUGUUUAUUAAUAUGCCAGUGUUAGGAGUUGUACAUUUUGUUUUACAUAGGGGAGAAAAUAAUUUACAGAAUAAAGGUGUCUUUAUAUGAAUAGAGUGUUAGAAAAUGAUAUAAACAAGAAGAUCAGUCUCAAAUUAUUGACAUCUGGGAGAUAUAUUUAAUGUGCACAUCAUGUGGAUAAACCUUUUCUUAUAGCAAUAGAAGCUUAGCAUUGUAUAUAUACCAGAGGAAUUACUGAUAGGAAAUCAAUUUUAUUUAAUGAGACACUAUGGGCUAGAUUACAAGUGGAGCACUAAUUUAUUGCGCACCCAUAAACGGGCAAAUUUGGCUAUUUGCAGGUGCGCAAUAAGUAAUCAGCUAUUACAAGUGGAUGAUUUUUUUUUCUACCGUGAGCUUGUGGUAGCAAUUAGCACUUAUAAAAUAAAGAGAUCAGAUCUCAGGUUAAUUUUAUAAAUGUCUACCAAAUGUUACUAAAUGAAGUGUUCGUUUUCUUACUUAGCAGUUUUUGGGAGCUAAAGUCGCCGGCUGUGAGUUGUUAAAAAAAAAAAAAAAAAAAACGGCACUGAAAAGUGUCUUUACAUUGUGGUCUAUGGGAACUGUGUGUUCCCUGUAAUUAUAUGCUUAUAUACAUUUAUAUUAUUUGUUAUAAGUAUAUACACAUAUUAACACACAAACAUAUAUAUAUAUAUAUAUAUAUAUAUAUAUAUAUAUAUAUAUAUAUAUAUAUAUAUGUUAUAUAUAAGCAUAGACAUAUACAUUUGCUGCCAUUGCUUGUUCUCAUGCUGUGCCUCAUGGCAUGAGAAUGAGGCUCCCAUUGGAGCAUAUGGAAGUGUGCUCUCAUUUUGCGCUCCAUUUAUAAUCAAGCCCUAUAUCAGUAACUGGUACAUUUGUGAUCAUAUGUAAAGGAACAAGUCAUCCAGCACUUCCAAUAAUAAAAGACCUUUAUUAAUAUUUCAACAUGGGUCAACAAAUAACUGUAACUUUUUGGGCCUAGCUCAGCCCUUCCUGAUGCGUGAGAGGGCUGAACUAUGCCUGAAACGUUGCAGUUAUUUGUUGACCCAUGUUGAAAUAUUAAUAAAGGUCUUGUAUUAUUGGAAGUACUGGAGGACUUGUUGCUUUACAUAUGAUUUGAGACUUGGGGGCAUAUUUAUGAUUGUGCGAGCGGACAUGAUACAAUGUAGCGUAUCAUGUCUGCCACACAUCGAUAAAUGCAGACAGCUGGUGAACUGCUGGUGCAAGACCGCCCCCCUGCAGAUUGGCUGCUAGCAGGGGGUGUCAAUCAACCUGAUCGUAUUUGAUCGGGUUGAUUUCUGUCUGCGGCCUCAGAGCAGGCAGACAGGUUAUGGAGCAGCGGUCUUUAGACCGCUGCUUCAUAACUUCUGUUUCUGGGGAGCCUGUUUCCGUAUGGAGCUUGAUAAAUAUGCCCCUUGGUAAGUCUUCUCCGGGCACUCUACUUAACAAGUGCUGUUCCUUUCAUUUGAUUGUUUACAUUUGUGAUCACAAUGAGUUUAAUUUAAAUGGCCACUAUAACCUACAUGUAUACUGGGUAUGUAAUAUGUAUGUCAUGUGAUCAUAAUCAGUUUAAUUUAAAUGGCUACUAUAACCUACAUGUAUACUGGGUAUGUAAUAUGUGUGUCAUGUGAUCAUAAUCAGUUUAAUUUAAAUGGCUACUAUAACCUACAUGUAUACUGGGUAUGUAAUAUGUGUGUCAUGUGAUCAUAAUCAGUUUAAUUUUAAUGGCUACUAUAACCUACAUGUAUACUGGGUAUGUAAUAUGUGUGUCAUGUGAUCAUAAUCAGUUUAAUUUAAAUGGCUACUAUAACCUACAUGUAUACUGGGUAUGUAAUAUGUGUGUCAUGUGAUCAUAAUCAGUUUAAUUUAAAUGGCUACUAUAACCUACAUGUAUACUGGGUAUGUAAUAUGUGUGUCAUGUGAUCAUAAUCAGUUUAAUUUGAAUGGCUACUAUAACCUACAUGUAUACUGGGUAUGUAAUAUGUGUGUCAUGUGAUCAUAAUUAGUUUAAUUUAAAUGGCUACUAUAACCUACAUGUAUACUGGGUAUGUAAUAUGUGUGUCAUGUGAUCAUAAUCAGUUUAAUUUAAAUGGCUGCUAUAACCUACAUGUAUACUGGGUAUGUAAUAUGUGUGUCAUGUUCUGUAACUUGAUAUUAUGUCAGAUGUUUUCAUGUUAGUUAGAAGCCACAAGAACUGAUAAUAGCACAUACUGUAUAUAUAAAGGGAACAUUAUAUGUCUGAUAAAUCCCUUUGUAUCAAGAGCACAAGUGUUAGGUAUAUUUAUACCAUUGUGUGCAUAUAUCAUGUAAUGCUGCUGUUUACUAUAUAAUGAUAUACAAUGUUUUUUCUGCAAAUAAAAAGUGAUUGGAAUCCA